Alternaria postmessia is the source of this 1755-nucleotide messenger RNA. RefSeq lists its product as uncharacterized. NCBI's taxonomy places the organism in Eukaryota, Fungi, Ascomycota, Dothideomycetes, Pleosporales, Pleosporaceae. Gene Ontology annotation, biological process: intracellular signal transduction; peptidyl-serine phosphorylation. The transcript is spliced from 3 exons. Gene Ontology annotation, molecular function: ATP binding; protein serine/threonine kinase activity. The coding region runs from base 1 to 1755 and encodes 584 amino acids. The record is from RefSeq and is a predicted model, not a curated record.
AUGAAGGGCGUACAUGUUUCCAACUAUGACAUCAUAAGAGUACUCGGAAAGGGUAGCUUUGGUGUCGUUCGCCUCGUUCGCGAGAAGAGCGACAAUUGCGGCACUCUAAGGGGGAGCAGCUGCAGUGUAGGAUAUCUUGAUGGCUCGUUGACGCCAAGGAAUGAUAGGUCCUCCCCAACAACCCGCAGACAAAAGCAAGUCUUCGCCAUGAAGGUCAUCAGGAAGUCGGAUAUGCUUCGCAACAGUCAGGAGGGACACUUGCGGGCAGAACGAGACUUCUUAGUCGCUUCUGAAAACUCAAGAUGGGUGGUACCUCUCAUCUCUGCAUUCCAGGAUAACAACAAUCUCUAUCUUGUCAUGGAGUAUAUGGUGGGUGGCGAUUUUCUGGGCCUACUUCUUCGUGAAGACAUCUUAGACGAGAAUGUUGCCAAGUGGUAUCUUGCGGAGAUGAUAUUGUGCAUUGAGGAAGCACACAAGAUGAAUUGGAUUCAUCGCGAUGUCAAGCCUGACAACUUCCUCAUCACGUCAUCUGGUCAUCUCAAAAUCUCCGACUUUGGCCUCGCUUUCGAUGGACACUGGGCUCACAACCAGACGUACUAUAACGAACAACGGUACGGCCUACUCCGCGAUCUGGAUCUACAUAUUAAAGGCGAUGUGCAAGAUGUUGAAGAAGAAAAGAGCCGACAAGAUGCUCGUAAAACCCUGGAACCUGUCAACGGAGGUGCCGCAGCGCGCGGCCGUUACCAGACCAGACAAGACUCAGCGAAUGGACCUAUAAUCGACUGGUUGAACCGAGAGCAAAGGCGUGAAUUCGCGAAGAGCGUCGUCGGAACAAGUCAAUACAUGGCACCAGAGGUAAUACGAGGUGAAAGCUACGAUGGUCGUUGUGACUGGUGGAGCAUCGGUAUCAUACUAUACGAGUGUCUCUACGGGUGCACACCUUUCUUUUGCGACAAUCGCCAAGCCACGAAAGCGCGCAUACUGGACCACACCCGGUGGCUGCGAUUCCCACCUGAGCAGCGAUAUGCUCGUCCCAAUAUCGACCGCGUACCACUGAUGCCAGUGUCACGCAAUGCAAUCGAUCUAAUGAUGCGAUUGCUCGACGAGAGACAAGAUCGACUCUCAGCUAAGCGAUACCGUGAGAAUGACUGGGUCCUCCGUGACAAAGCUGCCGGUGCGCGCCGCAACCGGAACAUCAACACCACUGGUCAUAUCGUUUACCCAAAUGACGCCGAAGACAUCAAAUCGCAUCCGUUCUUUCGCAACAUCCAGUGGUCACAACUGCAUCAGACUCGUCCUCCGUUUGUACCUCGUGUUCAUGGCGGCCAGCCAAUUACCAAGUACUUCGAUGAUGAGGCUGAGAUCAUGAGCGCUUCUGAUCAUCUCGACUCUUCAAGCUACGAGGCUGUCGGAGAAUUGUUAGUUUCCAAUUUAGCAGGCCGUGUUGGCGAAAACGAGACCACGCCCUUGGUCCAGCCGGCAGCCCGGCAAAAGAGUAUCGCUAAACCCGCCCAGGCUUUAUUUGCCAAAUCGUUGCAAGAAAUGAAGAGGCGUAAGAGAGAGAAGAAGAGGCCUCGUGACAAACUUCUCCGAGAUCCAGAGGUCGGCCGUACCGUUUUGGAGAUCAGGAAGAAGGGUGCUUUUGUGGGCUACACAUACCGUAGGCCUAGGUUUUCGCUGCAAGAUUUGGAGGACAAGAUCGCUAUUACGAGACCUCACAUCACUCGGGCUGGGGUGGUGGCUGCGAGUGCUUAG